AUGGGACGCCCACCGAAAAAGCGACCCCGUGAGGACAAUGAUGCGUCCGUAUAUGAAAUCGCAGACAAUGGGAUGUGGACUGAUAUAGACGAUGGUGGGAUCUUGACUGAGGAAGCCGGGGCCGAAGCUACAGCAGCAUCAGAGGCCCUGCGACUUUGUCCUCCAGUGUACACCACACCAAUGCGAAUGCCACAGGCCUUUCCUAAUCUAUUAUCUACUGACGAUAGUCACAAUCACCUAUGGGAGUUGGAAUCCGUUAGAUCGCUCGACCCUAUCCCUGCGACUACCGGUCCUUGGCCUGAUUUCUCCAGCGUAACGGCCGCAACUUCUGGUCCGUUCACAUUACCGUCGAGCUUGACGCUGAUCGAUUCUCCUAGCGUAUCAACCCCAAGCUCGGACGGUGGUAACAGUUCUCAGUGUACCUGCUUAUCAUACUUAUAUCUAUGUCUCAGUCAUCUUUCUUCCCUUGCUCCCUUUCCAAUAUCUCAACACACGUUGUGUUCGUUAUUUAUUGCUGCCAAAACAGCACGGGCUGUCAUCCGUUGUGAAGUCUGUCCCACGAGCUUUGCUUUGGGGAUGCAGAAUGUCAUGUUUACUGGAACCCUCUUGAACGUCAUUGCGGAUGCCUGGCUGCGAGUGUCGCAAGCUGACGCUGAACUACUCGGCAAGUUAGCAGCGCCGUCUGCUUAUGUGGCUUCAGUGACGCAGAACUCCCCGAACCCCCCAGAGGCUUGGAAGGAUUGGCUUCGACAAACUGUGAGAAGCGCUGUUACAGGCGGCCCGGCAGAUCCUGCUGGUCAGGUGAAUUGCUCGGAUUCGCCAACAUUACUUUCUCUCAUUGAGGAAAUGGAAGCCCGCCAGCACAGAUGGCAUCAUCGAUCUCGAACCGUGGAAUCCCCAAACGAACCCAGAUCUUGUUCACCUAUCCCCCAUGAGCACCAUCGUGAAGAGGAUAUGCUUUGUUUUCGUGUAAUCAGAAGCGCCAGAGAUGUUAUAGCCAAGUUUGAAUUUGCACCGCACGAGUACCCGGAGGGUGCUGUUUCGGUAUGA
Aspergillus udagawae is the source of this 1050-nucleotide messenger RNA. RefSeq names its product Zn(II)2Cys6 transcription factor rglT. The coding region runs from base 1 to 1050 and encodes 349 amino acids. The transcript has a single exon. The record is from RefSeq and is a predicted model, not a curated record. NCBI's taxonomy places the organism in Eukaryota, Fungi, Ascomycota, Eurotiomycetes, Eurotiales, Aspergillaceae.